AUGAUAUGUUAUAAACUUGGUGGAAAGUAUGAAUGUUCUACGUUAAACCUCAAUAAUAUUGGAACAUUACUAUAUCAGCUCUUGAAGGAGAACUUUAUAUCAGAGAUAGAAGCAAAUGCUGCAGGUAUUGUUGAAAUGCACUAUGACUUCUUCUUGACAAACAUAAAGAAUCUUACUGAAAUAAAGAUGUAUGAUUUAACAGAAUAUGAAGGCUUAACGAUGUCAGAUGUAAAGAAAGGCAAACCAAAAAAGAGACCAUAUAGAGAUGAAAGCACACUGACAAAUGACCAGAAAGCCAUUUUGGAAGCUCUUAAGCAAACAGGAAACCCAGCACUUAUAGAAAGCUUUUGGAAAGAUAAUGGUGAAAAGAAGUUUUAUAAGAAGAGAAGCGGUCAGUUCUGGAAGUAUCUUUGCACAUUACCUAUAAAUCUUGAACGCUACCAAAUCUUCAAUGAACUGAACAAAAGAACUGCAACACUUAUGACAGAAGAUAACUGCUUCGUUUAUGCUUGCAUUCAGGCUGGAGUAAAUGAAGAAACUAUUGACCACAUGAGAGAAGUCAUUCGUGUUAGAGACUUUCCUCAAAGUAAAGUACAAGAAAUUUCUGACGCAACAGGUAUAGCAUUUAAUGUUACCAUUGGUUACUUCAAUGACUCAAGACAUAAUGAAAUAAAGAGAUACAUACCAAAAGAAUGUGAAACUGUUCGAACUAUUGACUUACUUCUUGUUGAAGACCACUACAUGCUAAAUGUAAGAUUACCAAUGACAACAUAUUUCAUUCGCAACUAUAUAGAAAUCUUGAAGGAGUGUGGUGGAAUGAACAUUGAGAAACAGAUGAAGAUUUAUACAAAGAGAGAGAACAAAUAUGUAGUUCGUUAUGAUAGAACAACACCGUUAUGGGAUGUUAUGAAAACAUUGUGGGAGUGCAAAUAUUUCGAACCUAUUUCUUAUGGAGAACUUUUCACAUAUACGACUGACUUAUAUAAACAGAACCUUGCACCAUUUAAUGAUUUGACAUAUGCUCCAAAGUAUUGUGUACAACUGAAGAAGAAAGCCGAGUCAAAAGAAGUAAAUAAAAAUAAGUGCAAGUUCAUUCCUGAGCACGUUUUCUUUGCUGACUUUGAGUGCAGUACUGAUGGCUUUCAUAAAGCUUUUAACAUCUGUUAUGACAGUGAAGAUGGUUCAGUGAGUGAAAGCAUUUGGGGUCAGAACUGUGCAACGGAAUUUUUGGAGCGACUUCCUGACAAGAGUUUAAUAUAUUUCCAUAACCUCAGUUAUGACAUAAACUUCAUCUUAAGACACAUGACAGAAGUGAAAGGAACUCCCAUCAUUAAAGGUUCACGAACAAUGCAAAUAACUGGCUUAUAUAAAGGAAGGGCAAUUAUUAUAAAAGACUCUUACA
Trichomonas vaginalis G3 is the source of this 1402-nucleotide messenger RNA. RefSeq names its product organellar and viral DNA polymerase type B. The transcript has a single exon. Gene Ontology annotation, molecular function: nucleic acid binding. The annotation marks the transcript as partial. NCBI's taxonomy places the organism in Eukaryota, Parabasalia, Trichomonadida, Trichomonadidae. The record is from RefSeq and is a predicted model, not a curated record.